UGAAAAGAUUUCUUUGUCCUCUAUUUGAAUCCCACGUGGACGUGAAAACAAAAUAAACUUACUCAAUAUAGAAAUUUAUCUCAUUUACUACAAAACUCCUCAUAUUUUACGGAAAUUAGUGAAUAUGGCAAGAAGACCAGAGCACUCAGCUCCACCUGAAAUUUUCUACAACAGCGAUGAGGCUAAAAAAUACUCAACCAACACUCGAAUUAUUGAAAUUCAAAUUGAGAUGGCUGAACGAGCCUAUGAAUUGCUUACACUGGAUGAAGAUGAACAGUGUUUUAUAUUAGACAUUGGUUGCGGCUCAGGGUUAUCGGGCAGCGUUCUUGAUGACAAUGAUCAUAUUUGGGUUGGUGUAGAUAUCUCGAAAGCGAUGUUGGAUAUAGCUUGCGAACGGGAUGUAGCAGGCGAUCUCCUGUUAGCGGAUAUGGGAGAGGGUAUGCCGUUCAGGCCGGGUACUUUCGAUGGAGCAAUAUCAAUUUCUGCCCUGCAAUGGUUGUGCAAUGCUGACAAAAGCUCACACAAUCCGCAUAAAAGACUUUAUAAAUUCUUUUCUACGUUAUUCUCCUGCUUGACACGUACAGCGCGCGCUGUAUUUCAGUUUUAUCCCGAAAACGCGGAUCAAAUUGAAAUGGUCACAUCUCAAGCCAUGAAAGCAGGUUUUUAUGGUGGUUUAGUGGUUGAUUACCCCAAUUCCACCAAAGCAAAAAAGUAUUUUCUAGUUUUAAUGACCGGCGGAACCGCGCCGAUGCCAAAAGCGCUAGGAACGGAAGAAGAGGAAAAACGAAUAAGUUAUAUCAAAAAACGUGAUAUGUGCCGAGAAGCCCGAGGCAAGCCAAUGAAAAAAUCGCGUGAAUGGAUUUUGGCUAAAAAGGAACGCAGGCGACGACAAGGUCGUGACACACGCCCUGACACAAAAUAUACGGGCCGCAAACGAAGUGGAAAAUUUUAGCGAAGUAAAUGGUAACAAUUUGUUUUAUGUAUUAAAUCAAAAUAUACUAACCAUACAUUUAUGUUACAAUU
Rhagoletis zephyria (snowberry fruit fly) is the source of this 1023-nucleotide messenger RNA. RefSeq names its product probable 18S rRNA (guanine-N(7))-methyltransferase. Gene Ontology annotation, biological process: rRNA (guanine-N7)-methylation. Lineage: Eukaryota; Metazoa; Arthropoda; Insecta; Diptera; Tephritidae. The record is from RefSeq and is a predicted model, not a curated record. Gene Ontology annotation, cellular component: nucleolus. Gene Ontology annotation, molecular function: rRNA (guanine) methyltransferase activity.